Messenger RNA from Rangifer tarandus platyrhynchus (Svalbard reindeer), 375 nucleotides. The record is from the annotation of a GenBank genome assembly. Lineage: Eukaryota; Metazoa; Chordata; Mammalia; Artiodactyla; Cervidae.
AUGCCUCCCCUCGCGGCCUUGGCCCUUCUCGGGCUGCUGUCGCUGUCUGGACUGGACGCCGUCCUGCGUGUCCCAAAGAUUCAAGUGUACUCGAGACACCCGCCGGAGGAUGGGAAGCCAAAUCACCUGAACUGCUACGUGUACGGGUUCCAUCCGCCCCAGAUUGAGAUCGAGUUGCUGAGGAAUGGGGAGCGGAUGGAAUCAGAGCAGUCAGACCUGUCCUUCAGCAAGGACUGGUCUUUCUACCUGCUGUCCCACGCCGAGUUCACCCCCAACAGCGAGGACCGCUAUAGCUGCCGAGUGACUCACGUCACUUACCCACAACCCCGGGUAAUUAACUGGGGUAAGUUUUCAAGGUCUUUGGUUAACCACUGA